Babjeviella inositovora NRRL Y-12698 is the source of this 1121-nucleotide messenger RNA. RefSeq names its product transcription elongation factor DST1. Gene Ontology annotation, molecular function: RNA polymerase II transcription regulatory region sequence-specific DNA binding; zinc ion binding. The record is from RefSeq and is a predicted model, not a curated record. The transcript has a single exon. Gene Ontology annotation, cellular component: nucleus. Gene Ontology annotation, biological process: transcription elongation by RNA polymerase II; transcription elongation by RNA polymerase I; transcription antitermination. NCBI's taxonomy places the organism in Eukaryota, Fungi, Ascomycota, Pichiomycetes, Serinales. The annotation marks the transcript as partial.
GACACCACCAUCCUCAAGCUUUUGACGAUAUUGCAGAAGAAUGUGAAGCCGACGGAGCAGUUGUUGCGGGAGACCAAGGUCGGGGUGGCGGUCAACAAGUUGCGCUCCAGCAGCAACGCCGAGAUCGGCAACUUGGUCAAGAAGGUGAUUAAAUUUUGGAAGGAUGAGGUAUCUACCGAAAAAAAGAGCAAGGCCAAGGGCCCGGACAAGAGCCCGGCCCCUGCUAGCGAGGACAAGAAGUUUGUGUCUGAGCAACCACGCAACCCUAAAAACGAUGGGGUUUCGACAGAAUUGUACUCUGAUGCCACACGAAACGCCACCGUCACGGCGUUGUACACCGCGCUCGCGAUCCAGUCAACGCGCACGCCGAAGCAGAUUCUCCACACCGCGGAGCAGAUCGAGCGCGAGGUGUUUCGUUUCGCAGGUAUGGCGGUGGCGGACCAGUACCGCAACAAGUGCCGCUCGUUGAUCAUGAACAUUCGGAACAAGAACAACCCAGAGUUGCGUGAGCAGUUGCUCACGGAGCAGAUUUCGGCCGCAAAGGUGGUCACCUUGCCCCCAUCCGCGCUUGCGCCCGAGUCGUUAAAAAAGGAGAUCGAGGAGUUGCACAAAAAGAACUUGUUUGACGCCCAAGGUGCGACCGAGAAGCGUGCCAUCACCGACAGGUUCACGUGCGGAAAGUGCAAGGAGAAGAAGGUGAGUUACUACCAGAUGCAGACCAGGUCCGCCGAUGAGCCGUUGACCACGUUCUGUACCUGUGAAAACUGUGGGAAUAGAUGGAAGUUUUCCUAGUCCCAAUAGACAGCUUGUAUAGUGUUUGUCGCCGGUGCAAUGGCGGUGACACAAGUGUAUUAUAUCCUAUUGCUUGGUAUGUGUAGAAAAAGGUGAAGGGAAUUGAUUAGAGACAGAAGAUGGGCUUAUGAUUGCUAUGAACGGCUUUCAAUUACUUUGAUGAGGGUAUCUGUGCAUUUUCCCAACUCCAUUGGUAGACUACCGGACACUUUUUUGUGGUGUAUCUGUUUUAGUCAUAGCAAUUUGGUUACUAUAUACUUUUUUUGUUAUCAAAAAUUGAAGAACUACCACCCUUUAAUCUUCUCUCUAACUAUAUCCAGCUUACGAAG